AUGCGACGGACCGAUGGCAUUGACAUGGACGCGGAUGGCUUGAUGGUAAAUGCGGUUAGAUCUGCGGCGUACAGGCAGCAAUACGACGAACCAAACAAUACCCGUUGGGGUGGACUGCUUGUCGAUGGUGAUCAUGACUGCGAGGAGGAUGAUAAUGGCGACCUGCCGCCUCGUCGUCGAAGCAUCUCACUGAACCAGCUGCUGUAUAGCGAGCCGUUGCAGCGUGAUUUUAUGGCCAGAACGACCACAGAGAAGUUGAGCCCGAGUGUGAAUAAUCAUCAUGAUGAUGAUAAUAAUAAUGACGGAUUGACAGCCAUUCAACGUCUCAUUGACGCACAGUACGACUCAUGUGCAAUUAGAGUUAACAACCACAGGAGCGGCAACAGCGAACGCAACAACAAUAACAAGAAGAAGAACAACUGUAACGAUGGUGAUGAUAUUUACAGUGAAGUGUUGGAAGGGAAAAGUGACUGGGACUCUGCUUUACCACCACGGCCCGUGUGUUAUUCAAAGGAAACGAUUUUGAAGGAGACCCACAUGCGGCUUGGAGACCGUGAAGACGCUGAGGCUUCCCGUCUACCGGAUAAGCGUGAGACCCGCAGUGUUGGGGUUCAGUGUGAAAUGCGUGCCGCGAAGAAGGCUGCGACGUUGCGACACUUAGAGCAACUCCGCCAGCAAUCACUUUCUGAUGAUCCUGAAGGCAUUGCUCGCCUUCUAGCGCGACACAUUCGUGAGCUUGAGAUGGAACGCUUUGGACAUUCGUCGGCGUUUACCUCCGCUUUGCUGCAGCAACUGUAG
Molecule: messenger RNA, 798 nt
Organism: Trypanosoma cruzi
Lineage: Eukaryota; Euglenozoa; Kinetoplastea; Trypanosomatida; Trypanosomatidae
Exons: 1
Coding region: 1-798 (265 amino acids)
Source: RefSeq, a predicted model, not a curated record